AUGGAUCUGGAAUCACCCGCGUCUCCAGGUUGCGAGGGUCCGGGAAGUUCUUCGAAUACACCUGUCGUCUCAGGAUUUGUAGAGCCAGAACAUGUAGAAGAGGAAGUAGUGGCUGGUGAUCUUCCCGGUAUUCGUGUUGCUGUUCACAGUGAACAUCAGCGAAAGGCCUACAGGAGUCCCCAGUGGUGUGAGGACAGCCUAGACAGUAACCCAAAGGAUGGCACUUUUGAGAAUUUGAACUUUGUCUUUUUCUUUAAACUCGUGACAUGUUCUGUUGAUACCCUAAGAUUUCUUAUCACCCAGAAUGCUGAUGCAGCCACGCCUGCCAAUUUUUUCCGUGGUAUUCGUCAGUUGAUGUCGGUUGAUCAACGGCUUGUGUUGUCGACGAUUUCCUAUAUGGAAUUCACCAAGCAGAUGAUACGAGCUCUGGAUACGCAUUCGCUAUCAGUAGUGUUCUCGUGUGUCAUGCAGAUGGCGCUUGAUCCUCUUAUUUUUAGUCAGUUUGAGCACCAAGAUCCUGGGGUAUGUCGUGCAAUAAAGGAGAAAAUAAUAAUCGUUGUGGAUGAGAUUGUAAAUCUCAUUGUUCGAAUGGCUCAUUCCAAACAAAACCUAUCCAUCGUUGAUUAUCCACCUAUAGCUGGGUUUUCUGUUGGAAAGAGAUUGCAGUUUAUCAUAGAUGCCGCCAUUUCCAGCCCUUCUUGGGCCGGUUGUAUUGUUAGAUAUCUCCAUGCAGUUUCUAUCAGUUAUGGUGAAGAAAAGUCUGGUGAGAUCAUAUGUCGAUUCAUUGUAGGAUGUCAUGCAGAACAGUGUCUUUCUGCUCUGUGUGCGUUGCUUUCUACUGUUGUUCCAUACUACCCAAAUGUGAUGUUGUCUGCAUACAGUUCUCUUGUUAACGUCAUGAGAACCGUUGAUCAAGAAAAGAAGUUAGGAAGAAGUUCGGUACUUCGUGUUCUCAGCAAUCUACGUGUUCUUCUUACAUGGGAAACGACAGCAGACGAUUCUUUAUAUAUGAAGUACUUCAGGCUCUAUCCUGAUGUUGCACUUGGAGAACUUUAUACUUCGCUACUUUAUGUUGUACUUUGCGACGCUGAAGAAAGCAUCGAGAACGAUCAUGCUGAAGUGGUAUUGGAUCUGGUUUUGGCAGUUUCUCGUUUGAUUGACGCCACAGCGCCAUGUAUGAAUCAAGUUAAAGAGAGUGGUCCGCAUCGAUUGGUAAAAAUGCAAAUUCGCCAUGCCUACAAACUUACACUUCAAUUAGCAGCACUUCAGCGAAUAGCACUCUCAAUGGUGUGCCGGGAACAAGAUGCGGCGAUUUCGGUGUUCGAAGAAUAUCGUAGGGCCAUAUUUGGCUUUAUUCAUCAACGAGUUAAUCCUUCUUUACGAGGCUACGAGAAGCUCUUUUUGCUUUCGUUCCUGACCAGUUGUCUUCAGGACGCGAGUGCAUUAUUCGGAGAUUCCAACGAUCUCGUUGCCUGGAAGCACGAGUCAGUAGAACGUGCCAGUAAACUUGCAGAGAUUCAGAAAAUCCAGGAAGAGUCGUUCUUGAAUGCAAUCCAGUCUAUGUCAGUCGACAAAAACGCAAAUCAGUUGGCUCACUCUGGAACGAUUGGUAAAGGCGCACGUCAUCUACGGAAAGUUGACCUUCCCAGUGUAUGUGAUGGUCUCAUGUUCAUUUAG
Molecule: messenger RNA, 1677 nt
Organism: Angiostrongylus costaricensis
Lineage: Eukaryota; Metazoa; Nematoda; Chromadorea; Rhabditida; Metastrongylidae
Source: the annotation of a GenBank genome assembly